AUGAAGUCAGCAGCGUGGUGCACGCGCAGGCUCGGCAGCGCAUCGUCCGUCGACGAUUCGGCCGACGCAUCACCUCCGGAGGUUUACACAACGACCUCCGUUCGAUGUUCAAAUAUUGCCGCUGCUACCACCAGGAUAUCGUGCGGCGUUACCGCGAUCGUCGACGCGGCUACCACUGGCUGCGCCGUCACAACCACCAACACCAGUACCACCACCUGCCACUGCCAUUGUCCGUCAGGUCGUGACACCCUCGAGUGCGCCGACCCGUCCCAUUUUCUCUCCUCCUCGUCGACAAUGUCCUCAGCGUCGACAGGACCGAAUCGGACGACCACCAUCAGCAACAGCUGCGAGCUUUGCGAGCGUCUUCGUGGCCGCUGCGACUCGCCUGAACGAAGGACAAUCGGGGACCGUGAGACCAUACGACGCGGUGAACACGUGAGUCGCGAUCCCGACCACGCCAUGACUUUAUCCAGGACGUUUGAAGAACGUGACAGGUUCUGCCACGCUACCACCUCCACAUCCCCAUUCACGUCGAGGAGCUGCGGCCCGAGCGACGUGCGGUGGCAUUCGUGGACGGAAAGAUCGUUUAGGUGGACGAGGAAGGGGCCUUCGCUGGCCUGGACCAUUUUGUUCCUAUUGGUACUCGUGUUCCCCGCUCUGGCGGGACUUCAGAAGGGGAUUUCAAAGAGUUCCUCCAAAGAAGAUGGAGUGUGCCAAAGCAUAGACGUAAGAAACAGCGUGAGUUCGUUCUCGAAAUUGAACGGAUGCCGAAUAGUCGAAGGAUUCGUACAAAUACUACUGAUCGACAGCGCCGACCCGUCGGAGUUCGCCAACAUUACUUUCCCGGAACUGAGGGAGAUCACCGGAUAUUUGCUGUUCUACAGGGUGAAGGGUCUGCGAAGCGUGGGCCGGCUGUUCCCCAACCUGACGGUGAUACGAGGCCAUUCUCUCUUCAUCAACUACGCCCUGGUCGCGUUCGAGAUGAUGAGCCUCCAGGAGAUCGGGCUGCACAGCCUGACCACGAUCGUGCGGGGAUCCGUUCGGUUCGAGAAGAAUCACGCCCUCUGCUACGUGGACACGAUCGACUGGGACCUGAUCGGCAAGGCGGGCAAAGGGGAGCACGUGAUCGCGGGAAACAAUCCGAAGAACGGCUGCCCUGUGUGUGAGAAACACUGUCCGCAGAGAUCGCCAAAAUCGCAGGAGACUUUGUGCUGGAAUCAACAACACUGCCAACAAAUUUGCGAGCGGAAGUGCGAGAACAACGCGUGCGACAUAGCCGGCAAGUGUUGCCACCCGUCGUGUCUGGGUAGGUGCACAGGUCCGACGUCGAGGGACUGCAUGGUCUGCAAGGACGUGAUGACAGCCGAUCGGGAUUGCAGGGACAGCUGCCCAAACGCCACCCUCGAGUUCAUGAACUAUCGUUGCAUAGAGGAGAACAUGUGUUACCGUAUGGAGAAGCCGUUGGAGGCGUUCAACGUGAAGAAGAGCCUGCCGUACAAACCGUUCAACGGGAGCUGCGUGAUCGAGUGUCCCCCCGAUUACAUAGAGGAGGAGCUAAACGGGCGGCUGUUGUGUAAAAAAUGCGAAGGACCAUGCCAGAAGAAAUGCACCGGGGCGAACGUAGAUAGCAUAGCAUCCGCGCAACAGCUACGCGGUUGUACACGGAUCACUGGUAGUCUGGUGAUCCAGAUCCGCGGCGGCAAGAACAUCGUGAAGGAGCUGGAGGACAGUCUGAGCACCAUAGAAGAGAUCGACGGCAAUCUAAAGAUCGUGCGCAGCUUCCCCUUGAUCUCCCUGAACUUUCUCAAGAAUCUACGACUGAUUCGCGGCAACGACGUCGAGAACUCCAAGUAUUCAUUACUGGUGAUGGACAACCAGAAUCUACAGGAGCUAUGGGACUGGAGCUGGCACCGGGACAUAAAGAUCGAGUCGAAGGGCGAGCCAGGCAAGAUGUUCUUUCAUAUGAAUCCGAAACUAUGUCUGUACAAGAUCGAGGCGUUGCGCGAGAGGGCGGGGUUGAAGAAGUUCACCGACUACGAGGUGGCGCCGAACAGCAACGGCGACAAGGUGGCCUGUAACGUGACCGAGCUGAAAACCCGUGUAGGCAACAAGUCACCGUGGGGCGCGGUGAUCGAGUGGGAACCGUUCAUUCAUCAUGACGCCAGGUCGUUGCUCAGCUAUGUGGUGUACUUCAUCGAGGCCCCCAACAGGAACGUCACGAUGUACGACGGCAGGGACGCCUGCGGCGGGGACGGCUGGAAGGUCGACGACGUGUCCGUGAACAAGAACUACAGCCUGAUGGACCCAUCGUCGGUUCUCCGACCGGAGAAGAACGUGCACACGCAUUAUCUGUCACAGCUGCAGCCGUAUACCCAGUACGCGUACUACGUGAAAACGUACACGAUCGCGACGGAGAGAUCCGGCGCCCAGAGCAAGCUGACGUAUUUUCGAACGUUGCCAGAGGCGCCGAGCGUACCCAGGUCCUUCAAGACCUGGAGCACCUCGAGCAACGAACUUCGGAUGUCCUGGCUCCCGCCACUUCACAAAAACGGGAACCUUUCGCAUUAUCGGAUUUUUGGCCGAUGGGAGCCCGACGAUCCAAACUUCAUCGAUCAGAGGAACUACUGCGACGAACCGAUCCUGCUGACGGACAAGAAGGCGAUCUCGGCCGAGGAGGAGGAGAGGAAGAGGAUCGAGGAGGAGAAGGAGGAAACGAUCAUCGCAGAGAGCACCUGCGAGUGUGCCGAUCGCGAGAACGAUCAGUCGCUUCGAGAGAAGGAGGCUUCCAGCGCGAUCGCCUUCGAGGACGCGGUCCACAAUCAGGUGUACGUGAAACGUCGGUCGAGGAGAAAACGCGAUGUCGCGAGAGUCGCGUUGGUCGGUGGCGCGGAUAGAUCGCCGGAUCAGCCUGUCCUAGACAAAAUGGAGAACAACAGCUACAUAGUGUUUGAGCGGAACAUAUCCAGCACGAACCUUUCGUUCACGAUGAAAAAUCUCCGACACUUCGCGGUCUACAACAUCGAGGUGCAAGUCUGCAGGCAUCAAGAGAUGAACGACACCUUGAAGAAGUGCUCGACCAAGAUCAUGCGGACCUAUCGGACCCUGCCGCUGGAAAGCGCCGACAAUAUACCCCCUGAUUCGUUCAAGAUGCGAAUAUCCGGCGAGAACAACAGUCUCACCACAGUUACGCUUCAGUGGGACGAGCCUCCGCAGCCGAACGGGCUGAUUGUCACCUACCAGAUCGAGUACAAGAGGGUGGACGUACAAAACUACGGGCCGAAUGUGGUGUGCAUUACGAGGCUGAACUUCACGAAGGAGGGAAAAUCGUACGUGUUGAGGGACUUACCGGUCGGUAACUACUCGGUGAAGAUCAGAGCGACCAGCCUGGCGGGCAACGGCGCUUAUACGGAGGUGAAAUACUUCUACAUCCAGGAACGAAACAUCCUCAGCACAUUUUGGCUGGUCUUCUGGUUGCUGUUCUGCUUGCUGGUGCUGGCCACGUCGUUCGUGGUAUACUACUUCUUGAAACGGAAGUUCAUGGCCAACGUGGCGAACGCGACCCUGAUCGCUACGGUGAAUCCUGAGUACGUUAGCAUGCCGUAUGUGCUGGACGAAUGGGAAGUGCCCAGGGAGAAGAUCGUGAUGACCAAGUGCCUAGGGAAGGGCUCGUUCGGUAUGGUAUUCGAGGGAAAAGCCAAGGACAUCGUGAAGGACAAACCUGAGGUCCCGUGCGCCAUCAAGACCGUGAACAAGAACGCCACCGAUCGGGAGCGGAUCGAGUUCCUUAACGAGGCGUCCGUUAUGAAAGGUUUCGACUCGCACCACGUGGUCAAGCUGCUGGGUGUGGUGACGCGCGGUCAGCCGACUCUGGUGAUCAUGGAGUUGAUGGGAAAUGGAGAUCUGAAGACCUACCUGAGAGGGCACAGGCCUGACGCAGCGGACGAACAGCACCCGCCGCCGAAGCUGGAGAGAAUCAUUCAGAUGGCGAUCGAGAUCGCCGACGGUAUGGCGUACUUGGCCACGAAGAAGUUCGUGCACAGAGAUCUGGCCGCAAGGAACUGCAUGGUCGCAAAAGACCUGACCGUGAAGGUGGGCGACUUCGGGAUGACCAGGGAUAUAUACGAGAGGGAUUACUAUCGGAAAGGAAGCAAAGGCCUGCUACCCGUCAGAUGGAUGGCGCCAGAAAGUCUACAGGACGGUGUGUUCAGUAGCUCAUCCGACGUCUGGAGCUACGGUGUGGUACUAUGGGAGAUGGUCACAUUCGCGUCGCAACCGUAUCAAGGUUUAUCGAACGAUCAGGUUCUACGAUACGUCAUCGACAGAGGAGUGAUGGAGCGGCCAGAGAAUUGUCCAGAGUUGCUUUUCGACGUGAUGAAGCGAACUUGGAAGUACAGUGCGAGUAGAAGGCCUUCGUUCUUGGACAUCGUUACGACACUCCUGAAUCACAUCGACGUCGAAACCUUCCAGAAAGUCAGUUUCUAUCACAGCAAGGAGGGGAUCGAGGCUCGAAGUCAGAAUAGGUCGAACUCUUCGCAAACUGACGAGCACUUAGAACUUUCGACUCUGCAAGACCUGCAAGAGGAGGAGGUGGAGGGCGACGAGGACUCCCCGUUGCGGCAAGAUUUCGGCGACUUCGAGAGCUUCGAGCCAAGCAGCAUCAAGAACAGCUUCAGCCCUCACUAUAGAAUGGACUCGUACGGGGAGAACUCGAAGACGACCAACAUGAACAGCCACAACAUGAACUCCUCGAAUGUGCCGUUGAAGGCGGGUUUCGACGACUUCGACGGUGUUUCAGCGGGCUCGAUAGCCUCCGGAAAAGACACAUUGAAUCUGCCAUUCGUAGAGGACAGCCUGAAGUCGGUAAAGAGCUCGCCGUUCAUGAACGCGAAGAGCUCGUCCCGAAGCAACAUCAGCCAGCUGUCCGUGGACAACAAGUCCAUAAGCCCGAGGAACGCUGGCAAGAGGAGCUACCUGAACAGCCCUAACUCGUCCAAGAUUGCGAAUCCAGACUACGAAAAUGGCAGCCCAGAAAUCCUGUCGGCCGCUGAGAAGAAGGAGACGGUGCCGUUGCGGGUGGACUUCCCGUCCAUGGACGCAAUCGGCAUCGACCACGAGAUCGAGAAGAAGGACACGAUACCGAUCACGGAUUACGUGAACAAGCCAGAGACCCUGAACAACGGUUAUAUCGGUGGCACGACGACGUAGUCUUAACGCGUUCGCGGCUCGAGUUCGCCGCGAUCGAUACUCCACGACUCGAGACACCCUGGACGACCGAUCAUAAAGGGAUUACCAAAUAUAUCGAGCAUCGGAGCGUAAGCUCCCGAACGCGAAGAACGAGCGGCGAAUGCGUUAAACGGCGGAACCAAACAUUCGGGAGAGUCUCCGACAAGC
Dufourea novaeangliae is the source of this 5391-nucleotide messenger RNA. It is a transcript of the gene InR-2, whose product is annotated as insulin-like receptor. Gene Ontology annotation, cellular component: axon; membrane; insulin receptor complex. The transcript is spliced from 11 exons. The coding region runs from base 1 to 5205 and encodes 1734 amino acids. Gene Ontology annotation, molecular function: insulin receptor substrate binding; ATP binding; insulin receptor activity. NCBI's taxonomy places the organism in Eukaryota, Metazoa, Arthropoda, Insecta, Hymenoptera, Halictidae. Gene Ontology annotation, biological process: cell surface receptor protein tyrosine kinase signaling pathway; glucose homeostasis; positive regulation of phosphatidylinositol 3-kinase/protein kinase B signal transduction. The record is from RefSeq and is a predicted model, not a curated record.